AUGCUCCUGCUGCUGGCGCUGUGCUGGGGGCUGCCCCUCUGCGCGGGGGCGCCGGGAGAGGCUCCGAGCUGGGGUGACACUUCGGAGCAAGUUGGACUCAGGGUCCCGAGGCAACUCCGGCUGUUGCAAAGGCUGAAAACCAAACCUUUGAUGACAGAAUUCUCGGUGAAGUCUACCAUUAUUUCUCGCUAUGCCUUCACAACGGUUUCCUGCAGAAUGCUGAAUAGAGCUUCUGAGGACCAAGAAAUUGAGUUUCUGAUGCAGAUUCCAGCCGCAGCUUUCAUCACCAACUUUACUAUGCUAAUUGGAGACACAGUGUAUCAGGGAGAAAUUACAGAGAGAGAAAAGAAAAAUGGUGAUAAGGUAAAAGAGGAAAGGAAUAAAACCACAGAAGAUAAUGGGGAGAAGGGGACUGAAACGUUCAGAGCCUCCGUGGUCAUUCCCAGCAAGGACAAAGCUGUCUUCCUCCUGAGUUAUGAAGAGCUCUUGCAGAGGCGGCUUGGGAAGUAUGAGCACGUCAUCAGUGUGCGACCCCAGCAACUGGUGGGGAGGCUGACAGUGGAAGUGAAUAUUCUGGAGAGUUCGGGCAUCAAGUCUCUGGAGGUGCUGCCUCUACACAACAGUAGGCAGAAGGGCAGUGGAAGGGCGGAAGAUGAUGUUGGGCCACCUCCUUCUACUGUUAUCAAUCAAAAUGAAACUUUUGCCAAAGUCAUUUUUAAGCCUAGUGUGGUUCAGCAAGCAAGGAUUGCCCAGAAUGGCAUUUUGGGAGAUUUCAUCAUUAGAUAUGAUGUCAAUAGAGAACAGAACAUUGGGGACAUCCAGGUUCUAAAUGAGUAUUUUGUGCACUACUUUGCCCCCAAAGACCUUCCUCCUUUACCCAAGAAUGUGGUAUUUGUGCUUGACAGCAGUGCCUCCAUGGUAGGAACCAAGCUCCGGCAGACCAAGGAUGCCCUCUUCACAAUCCUCCAUGACCUCCGACCCCAGGACCGCUUCAAUAUCAUUGGAUUUUCCAACCGAAUCAAAGUGUGGAAGGACCAUUUGGUAUCAGUGACUCCCAACAAUAUCAGAGACGGCAAAGUCUACAUUCACCACAUGUCGCCCACCGGAGGCACAGACAUCAAUGGGGCCCUGCAGAGGGGCAUCAGGCUGCUCAACAACUACGUGGCUCACAAUGACAUUGGAGACCGCACCGUGUCCCUCAUCAUCUUCCUGACGGAUGGGAAACCCACUGUUGGGGAGACUCACACCCUCAAGAUUCUCAACAACACCAAGGAGGCCGCCCGAGGCCAAAUCUGCAUUUUCACCAUUGGUAUCGGGAAUGACGUGGACUUCAAACUGCUGGAGAAACUGUCGCUGGAGAACUGUGGCCUCACACGGCGCGUUCACGAGGAGGAGGAUGCAGGCUCACAGCUCAUUGGGUUCUAUGAUGAGAUCAGGACCCCUCUGCUCUCUGACAUUCACAUCAAUUACCCACCCAGCUCUGUGGAACAGGCUACCAGAACCUUCUUCCCCAACUACUUCAAUGGCUCAGAGAUCAUCAUUGCUGGGAAGCUGAUGGACAAGAAGAUAGAUCGACUGCACGUGGAAGUCAGGGCCAGCAACAGUAAGAAAUUUGUCAUACUGAAGACAGAUGUGCCUGUGGGGCCCCAGAAGGUGGGGAAUGAUGUCAUAGGAAGUGUCAGGCCCAACGGUGAUGGCGAGAAGGACCCCAACCACCUUGAGCGUCUCUGGAGCUACCUGACCGUAAAGGAGCUGCUAAAUUCCUGGCUGCAGAAUGACGACGAGCAGGAGAAGGAGCGACUGAGGCAGAAGGCCCAGGCUCUGGCCGUGAACUCUCGCUUCCUCACCCCGUUCACCUCCAUGAAGUUGAAGAAAUCCACACUGCAGACAAGGAAGCUGGAGGACAGCUAUGGCAUGUCUGCUGCAACAGGGCCUGAGACAGUGGUGCAGAGUCUGCAAGGCUCCAACCUGCAGCCAGGAUCUACUCUCAAGAAACCAUAUAACCCAAGAAUUAAAGUUUCCAGAACAUCAGCGGAUGGAGAUCCCCAUUUUGUUGUGGAUUUCCCCUUGAGCAAGCUCACUGUCUGCUUCAACAUCGAUGGGCAGCCCGGGGACAUCCUAAGGCUGGUCUCUGAUCAUGCAGACUCUGGUGUGACAGUGAAUGGAGCAUUAAUCGGGGCCCCUGCUCCUCCCAACGGCCACAAGAAGCAACGCACUUACUUCCGCACCAUCACCAUCCUUGUCAACAAGCCCGAGAGGUCAUACUUGGAGAUCACACCGCACAGGGUCAUCCUGGAUGGCGGGGACAGGCUGGUCCUCCCCUGCAACCAGAGCAUGGUAGUGGGGAGUCGGGGGCUGGAGGUGUCAGUGUCUGCCAAUGCCAAUGUCACCGUCACCAUCCAGGGCUCCAUUGCCUUCGUCAUCCUCAUUCACCUCUACAAAAAGCCAGCCCCCUACCAGCGAGACCACCUGGGCUUCUACAUCUCCAGCAGCAAAGGCCUUUCUGGCAACUGCCAUGGACUCUUAGGUCAGUUCCUGAACCAGGAUGCCAAACUCACAGAGGAGCCUGCCAGGAUCAGCAGGAACACUACUAGUCCUCCAUUCCCAAAGGCAGAUGAGAAGUCUGAAACGGUCCUCAAGGUGAAAGGGCACCAGGUCCCAGUGGUCUGGAAACAGAGGAAAAUCUACAACGGGGAGGAGCAGAUAGACUGCUGGUUUGCCAGGAACGCCGCCCAGCUGCUCGAUGGUGAAUACAAGGAUUACCUGGCCGCCCAUCCUUUUGACUCAGAGACUACCUUCGGCCUGGGACUAUCCAAGGGACUCUGA
Molecule: messenger RNA, 2826 nt
Organism: Pipistrellus nathusii (Nathusius's pipistrelle)
Lineage: Eukaryota; Metazoa; Chordata; Mammalia; Chiroptera; Vespertilionidae
Source: the annotation of a GenBank genome assembly